This is a messenger RNA of Daphnia pulicaria, 4380 nucleotides long. Its product is annotated as sterol regulatory element-binding protein cleavage-activating protein-like. Gene Ontology annotation, cellular component: endoplasmic reticulum membrane; Golgi membrane. Lineage: Eukaryota; Metazoa; Arthropoda; Branchiopoda; Diplostraca; Daphniidae. Bases 228 to 4157 code for a protein of 1309 amino acids. The record is from RefSeq and is a predicted model, not a curated record. Gene Ontology annotation, biological process: SREBP signaling pathway. Gene Ontology annotation, molecular function: sterol binding; protein binding. The transcript is spliced from 2 exons.
AUUCCACCACCACGUUACAAUUUUCUGCACUAGACGCUCCAGUUGUAUCAAGGCAUUGAUCUUUAGUUGACAUGUUUUUCUUUUUUGGGCAUUUUCGACAGGAGAAACGUUUGCUCUCGGAGGUCAUUCCCAAUAUUGCCAUACUAGAAAGUGUGGCGAAAUGUCGUGAAAUUUAUUCACUAUUCGUCGUCUACAGUUUGUUUUAAUAUUUUUGGACUUACUCAAACAUGCCUUUUGUUGAGCCUCAAAUUGGUCAUCAUCCCGCCGUCAAAGAUGUUGAUCCGGCUGGACUUGCUAAUGGAAGGGGACUGAAUUCAAGCACCAAAGGCCUGAGUAUACCCGACAGGGUAGCACUCCUCUACUACAAACAUGGCCUUCUGUGUUCUAGCUACCCCUGGUGCACAAUCAUAGUGGCAAUUAUUAUUGUUCUCACUUCGUGUCAUCCUUUAUUGUCCUUGCCUUUUCCAGGCAAUGAACCAGAGGAGAUAUCUUUCCCGCUUCCAGAGAAAAGAAUCUCUUCUGAUCUUGAAUUUGGAAAAAGCUUUCAGUAUCCAACCAGAUGGGGAACUCAGCAACCAUCUUUUUUCAUACAACAAAUAGUUGUACGGUCCUCUGUCAAUCCAUGGACGUCUGAUUUGGGCAUGAUGGAUGCUUUUCGAGGCCCAUUGAGUGAAGUCUUCAAGCUGCAUUCUGAUAUAGUGGGCUUCCAUUCACCUAGGAGUAACCUGACUCUUAGAGAUGUUUGCCUUCACGUGGAGAGUGUGGCCCCCAGAGCUCGUUCGUUUCAACAUCUUCUACCCGAAUUCAGCUGCAUCAUUUUGUCGCCGGCCAAUUUGUGGAAGCUGGACGAAAAUACCUUCCGCAACGACGCUCAGUUCUUAGACACCAUAUUUUCUUUCAAGAACCCAGUGGUAGAAGUGCGAUCAAGUAUGGCCGACAUACUUUACGGCGUCCCGCUCAAAAUUAGUGGAUUGAAAAAAUUCCCAGUCAAGACUCGUUCUCGCGUCCUUACGUACGCUAUCACAAUCUUACUUAAAACUCAUUCUGAACCGUUUCUUUUUGACUUGCGGUUAAAGCUCCGCAAUCAAUUUCCUCUCCACUCCACCACUCAAGAAUCCACAUCAUCUCGACGCACCAUCGUUCACAUUUACUAUCCCGAACGUUUCAAUUAUUUGGAGCUCAUCCCACUGACUUUUGUCUACUUAAUCCUGUUCCUGUACAUUUACUUCUCUGUUCGCAAGAUCGAAAUGGUCAAAUCCAAGUUUGGCAUGGCUUUCAGCGCCGUAGUGACAGUGGUAGCAUCGCUGGGCAUGUCGGUCGGCCUGUGCACGUGGUUCGGAUUGCGCUUCACUCUUCAGGGACGAGACAUUUUCCCUUAUUUGGUGGUGAUCGUUGGUCUGGAGAACAUCUUAGUUUUGACUCGCUCUGUUGUUUCUACUCCAGCCAAUUUGGACGUCAAGAUCCGUGUAGCACAGGGACUUAGUCGUGAAGGAUGGAACAUAACCAAAAAUUUGUUAACAGAAGUGACUAUUUUGACGGUGGGCUUCUUCACCUUCGUGCCGGCCAUUCAAGAAUUUUGCCUCUUCGCCGUCGUCGCCCUUCUCUCCGAUUUCGUUCUGCAAAUGCUGUUCUUCUCCACCGUCCUGUCCAUCGACAUAUUGCGCAAAGAGUUGUCGGAAAUUCAGCGCCAACGACGGCAGCUUCAACCUGGUCAGCAGUACCUGUCGACCAACCACACCGUCCAUACUCUCAGUUCAGCAGAAAGGGCAUUUGCGGGAAAUGCUGUUCAUCCCCACUUGCGCACCCGAGUCCACUCAGCAGCUGUUUCAGCCAAAAAUACCCCAACGGCCGUCGUAGCACCUUCCUCCUACACGCACAAUCGAUCAGCUGCGGCCAGAGUACCACGUCGGAUAAGGAUUGUUCACUUUUGGGCUCGCACGCGUUUGUUUCAGCGUACCUUUAUGGUGGGUGUGGUCAUAUGGAUGAGCAUUUUCUUUUACAAAUACGUAGUGAUGGAAAAUUUGGCUGAUCAAUCGGCCGGAUGGCCUGUUGAAGCCAACGAUUCUUCACAGGUUGAAUUUCCAGCACCACAUCCUAAUCUCAAAGUUUCGUGUUCUGCCGGAUCCAACUGUAUUGAACCGGAAGAACCAGAUCUUUUGAAAGAAUCAACGAUUCUAGCCAAUUCGGCCCCACCAGAACCAUCAGUUACGUCAUCCAGCGGCAAAGAAGUAAUCGAUUGGCAGAAUCGGUUACAACAUCCCAAAAACGUCGAGCUCUGGAGGAGGCUCUCUUAUCGCCACUGGCCCGACCUGCUGGACAUUUACAAUAUCUCGUUGGCCGGAAAGUGCAUAGCCAUGUUGCCUCCGAUUCGAAUCUCUAUCCCAGUCAACCCAGAACGAGUGUCAGAAGUGCGCAACAGUCGCGAUGGCGAGUACCUGACGCGAUCGCGAUGGAAAUCUCUGGCAUCAGCUCUCGAUACGCUUGAUGUUCUUGACGGUGACGAUAGUGAUUUCGGCCUGUCCGGAAGCCACGGCGACGGAAGUAUUGGCGGCGGAUCAGGCGGAAACGGCGGCUCCGAUGAAGACAACAAGACCCCCUACGUUCCUUCGUCGCCCAUUCAAAUUAUUCUGACCACUUUAUUAGCCAUACCGAGCGUGGUGUUUAUCGCCUACGUGACUGUCGUGUUAUAUCGUUGUAUCUGCUCUCGGCAUUACGCCGAAUGGAGGAGUUCUUCGACUUUCUGGGGCUGGGCCGGCAAUGCUGGUGGUGGGUUGACGCAAGAGUCUCGCGAAUACUAUUCACAGAUAGUAGCAGAAUCUAUGCCUCUCGUUCUCGACGGUCAUCGUUCGCCCAUCGAAUGCAUAUCCACCGAUGGAGAUGUCGUGUCGAGUGUCUGCUUGGCCGGCCAGCUCCACAUUUGGGACAUCCAGACGGGAGAUGCCGUUGCUCAAAUUGAUAGAAACACUUAUUUCGCCGCUUUUCAGCAACAAACGUCGCCGGCCUCUCCCAAUUUUCCACGCCACGAUACUUACUCAUCCACUAACGAACUAGGCGGACUGUUGAGUCACGCCGUUUCUAAUCCGAUUGUAUUUAGAUCCCCGGGCUCGUUUCAUUCUCCUCCGGCCAGCCCUAACAACCUGUCUUGGAAAGACAGAACUAGUCCAACGAGAAAUAAUAAAACGUCUUACUUUCCAUCGCCCGUCUGGUGCAUGCAAUGCUUCGAUGGCCAAGUGGCACUGGGCUGUGCCAACGGACGCAUUGAAAUUUGGAGCCAUAAUUCCGGUUUGCGUUGUCUUUACGACGACGGCAGUGGUGUCGGAGUGGCCAAACUCAAAGUUUGUGGCGAGUAUCUUCUAGCUGCCCGAUUGAAUGGAGUCCUGGAGUCGUUCCAGUUUCACGCCGAUUUCGACAGUCCUGUGGAAGAAGUCAGCCACCACGUUCAUUCUCGUCGUGGCGCCGACGAGUACGACGAAGAGGACCGAUCAUCUCCAUUAGCUUUCCGUUUGGUCCGGCUCAACUGGGCUAGAGCUCACCAACAGCCCAUCUCAGUUCUGGACGCUUCGGCUAGUGGCAGCCGCGUCGUUACGGGUUCGCUGGAUCAUUGCCUCAAAGUCUGGCGACUGGAAACCUUGACAGCCCUCUACUGUCUGCACGGGCAUCGCGGACCCAUCACGGCCAUGUUUAUCGACGAAGCUUACCCCUGCAGCGCAUCGGGAAGCGGAAGUCAAGACGGAAUGCUGUGCAUGUGGGAUCUCUCCAGCGGGACUUGCGUCUACAGUUUGCAGGCUCAUGACGGUAGCGUGUCCGUCCUGACUUACACCUCCUCGUACGUCAUCAGCUUGGGCGCCGAUGACAAGCUGUGCGUUUGGGAGCGAUUUCAGGGUCAUCUGCUCAAUUCUCUUUCCUUGUCCCGUCUGGCUCUGUGCGGCAGUUUAGCUAUGCUCAAUGAUCGGUUGCUUGUCACCAGUCGGCAAGGAUCCCUGGUCGUCUGGGAUGUCCGAACGGGAGAAUCGAUCCGUGAAGUUCGUCUUGGCGAUGCCGACUCGAGUACUUUUGUUCGUAACGUCAUGGUCGUCAGAGACAACGUCAUCUGUGACUACGGAACGCAGCUUCGCAUCGUUUCUUUCCCCAUGAUUUCCACCCACAAAGUCGAGUAAAUUAUUGUGAAAAAUUGUUAGUUUUUUUUUGUCUUUUUCCUUCCCUUUUUCCCCGUUUUUCUUCAGUCUUUUUCAUUGUCUUUAUCAGAUUCUCUUUUUUCUUUUACUUUAGCGUGUCACAUGUGAUUGGGUUUGUGGAUGACAACAUAGAGGCUAUUGAAUUCUACAACAAAACAUACCAAAACUGUUGUCGAUUGAAUAAACCGACUUUUUUUCAUUGGAA